Molecule: messenger RNA, 3576 nt
Organism: Epinephelus fuscoguttatus (brown-marbled grouper)
Lineage: Eukaryota; Metazoa; Chordata; Actinopteri; Perciformes; Serranidae
Product: E3 SUMO-protein ligase ZBED1-like
Exons: 3
Coding region: 2589-3335 (248 amino acids)
Source: RefSeq, a predicted model, not a curated record
UUGCCGCCCCGGGUCCUUGGGCCUGCGUGGUGUCCUGCGGCCUCUGCGGCUCCCUGGUCUUGGGGUCUGGGCGCUCCUGCGGUCUUGGGGUUCCAUACCGCCCCCCUUCCCCCGCAGGGCUGGCCCUGGACCCUGGUGAUGGUUUUCAUAAACACAUUUGGGAGGGUUCAAAUACACGCAUGCAUGUUCAAUACUUCAGCUCCAUGACGCAUCGCAAAGAACCGAUGGGAUCACUCCAAAGGGGCCCACUUGCUUCUCAAACCUACCACACCGCGCUGGCAACUCUUCUCUACAAUCGGGCUUUCCCCCUCCACCAAGACUCUCACAUUUUUGGUGUUCAGUAUAGACUUCUCUUUUGUUUUUGUUUUUCAGUACAGUUUAGUAGACAUAUAUAUGUUUAUUUUUGAUAAUCUGUAUGGAGCACAACCACCUCAAGGCCAGAAUACAUCAGCUACACUGCCUGUUUCUCCUGUUUUUUUUUUUUUUGUUUGUUUGUUUAUUUGUUUGUUUGUUUUUCCUCCUUCUUCUCCGCAUGCACUGUCACUAUAUAACUCAGGACUUAAGCACCUGCCCCCUCCCCCUUGCUUGUUUCCUUACUUUCCCCUUGACACACUUUGGUGUAUCACGGCCCUCUCUGACUCAUAUUAGGAAGUUUUUCCAAUAAAGGCUGUUAGGCUAGUCUCCAGGGAGGGUGGGUGACGGUCACAACCACGCAUUAUGGGUAUAAAAUACUUGACUGCAAGAUUAACAGUGCAUCAGUCUUCACAAGAAGCUUACACCCUUUUGUGGCGCUAAGCUAUGAAGACCAAUGCAGACAAGUAGGGAAAAAAAAAUAAAUAAAUAAAUAACCCCAAUAAGCUGAUUGCAGUUACUCCUAAUCAUGGGAAAAAUACUGUUAGUGUUGCUACAUUUACCAGGAAAUACUGCGCUAGCUUGCUACACUAAAACACACAUACCUGUUUAUGACCAAACAUGGGGACACACACACUUACUCACACAGGAGGAGGGAGGGACGACAGGGGCGCAAAAGGAAGAGCCGUUGGAGGAGGGCCGCUUUUAUACCGGCCCACCUCAUGACGGCCACCAGUGGCGCUAAACACAAGCAGUGGCACUAAACAGCAUAGAUGGCACAUCUAUGCUGCUACAUGUGUAUUAAGGGUUAUUAUGCCCAUGUAAUCAGAAAUUGGGCAGGUACUUAGCUAACAUUAGCAUCCAUUGUUGGGUAUCGGCAGUCUCCUCCCUCUUCCCUCAUGUUUCUUGUGUUUUCCCCUCUCCCUAGUGUUUCUUGUCUGUCUCUCUCCCCUGUCUGUGUUAGUCUCUCCCUUACUGCAGGGCGUGGCUGGCCACUCUCCCUGCCCUGUUUGUCCCUGCCAUCUCUGCCUCCACUGCACACCUGCCAUUAAUCAGCCUAUCAAGAACUCACCUGCCUGGGGCGUUGGUAGCACAGUGAAUAGUGCCGGCGCCCCAUGUACAAUGACGAUGCCUCGCCACAGCGAUCGCAGGUUCAACUCCGGCUUGGAACCAUUUGCUGCAUGUCACCCCCCGCUCUCUCUCUCUCCCCCAUUUCACUCUAUCCUGUGCAUUAAUGGCAAAAAGCCAGAAAAAAUCAUUUUUUUAAAAAAAAAAAAAAAGAACUCUUGGCUGCCUGCUCCAUAAAGACUCCAGUUCAACUUCCAGUAUUCGUCAAAUCGUCCGUUUCCCAUAGUGGUAAUUACUUGGACUCACCCACAGUGAGCCUCUCUUCCGGGUUUCACCCCCAAACUAACAGACCUGGAGUUGCCUUUCCCGAGAGGCGGGGGGGAUGAGAGUCUCACCAGGACAGAUUCAAUGUCAACGACAAGGACAGUGACACAGACGCAGAGAAGGCUCAGACAAACCACCUUGACCAGGGAGGCACCGGAAGUGAAAUGCAUUUGUGGAAGGAUCUGCAAAGGCACAAAAGGGCUCAAAAUACACCAGAGCAAGUCCACGUGUGGACAAGGACGGAUGCAGGCACACCACUCAGACGAACCGUCUGGUGAGACGCAGGAGAACCCUAGGCAGGAAGCACACCAUAGUCCUAGUGAUCUCUCAGUGCCGGCAAUCCCCCAAGAUCACACAAGGAGAGCCUCCAAUGCCAUUUCAGAAAGCCCACCCCAGCCAACGAGGGAAAGAAUCAAGUGGCCCAAGAUGAGUGAUGAGUGAGAUGAAGAUCUGGACAAGGUGCUUGGAGCGGUUCAAGCAGGAUCAGCAGAAAGGAAGGUGGAUUCACUGACAGCCAUCACUUUCAAUGUGGCAAAAGAACGGUUUGGAACAGUGCCAAGGAAAGAGAACAAAGCCAGACCAGAAAAGCAGGACAACAGAAGAGAAAGAAAGAUCAAACAACUUAGGAAGGAGAUCAGGACCCUGAGGAAGCAAUUCAAACUGAAAAUGCGGUGAAAGUUGACAACCAGAUCAGCCAUGCAACAGGUGUCUGCAAAAAGUUAGUGUGCCACUUCUCACACAGUUGGAAGAAGAGGGUAGCACUGGAGCAAGCCGAGAAGUGCCUCAGCCUUCCAGUCCAUGGUCUCAUAACUGAGUGUCAAACUCAAUGGGGGUCCAAGCUGCUCAUGAUUGACAGGAUCCUGGAGCAGCAGAAAGCACUGGCAGAGGUCCUCUCAGAUGACAGAAACACAUGGCACCUAAUUCUAGGGAAUCAAGACCUGGAUCUACUGGAAUCGGUCAGCAAGGCACUGGGACCACUGCUUGAGUUCACUGAUGCUCUGUCAGGGGAAGAUUAUGUAAGUGUCUCACACCUCAAGCCAGUACUGAGCCUUUUCAACACAACCCUCUUGACACCAAAGGAGGAUGACACUGACUUGACGAAGUCCUUAAAAAAGAAAAUGUUGGAGUACAUGAACAGCAAGUAUGAAGAUAGAGACAUGCAAGAGCUCCUGGAUGUGGCAUCCUUCUUAGACCCAAGAUACAAGACACAGUACAUCAGUGAAAACAGCGUCCCCAUCAACAAAGCCAGACUGGUGUCAGAGAUGAUGACGAUGGAACUCAAGAAUGCUCCUGAGUGCAUCAGAGAAGAAGUUCCACCCCCACCCACCAAAAAGACAAAGAAGUCGUUGGCAAGCUUCUUUAAAAGCUCCACUGCCAGUGCCACAGCACCAGUUGAUCCCACUGCUGCCAUAGAUGCUGAGUUGAACAGCUACUGUCUUCCACACUUGACAAUGAAGAGGACCCCCUUCUGUGGUGGAAAACCGACAAAAUCAACUUUCCCUGGCUCAGCAACAUGGCAAGAAAAUAUUUGUGCAUGCCGGCAACCAUCUCGCUCUCAGAGAGACUCUUCAGUACAGGGGGCAAUAUUGUAAGUUGUGAGAGGUCCUGCCUGAAACCACAAAUGGUUAAUAAGCUUGUGUUCCUUGCAAAGAAUCUGUAGAAGUCAUGCACACAAAUGUUAAUACAUUCAUGCAUUCAUACAAUGCGAGACACACAGGCACACACCUACCUCUAUUUUGUAAUGUGAGAAUGGCAAGAUUGUUUACACUGUCCAAAGUGUCCAUACAAUAAGAGGUACGGAUUCUCCAUAUGAUAUGUGGGACUGUUUAAACU